Molecule: messenger RNA, 4622 nt
Organism: Cicer arietinum (chickpea)
Lineage: Eukaryota; Viridiplantae; Streptophyta; Magnoliopsida; Fabales; Fabaceae
Source: RefSeq, a predicted model, not a curated record
AUGAGCAAUCAUCAAUCGAGGGUAUUGGUAUGGCAUAUUCCCGUGAUAACAUUCCUUAAUCCCUAUAUAGAGACUUAUACACUAUCAAUAUCAAUAUUAUCCAUUUCAUGCACAAAACCGAGAUAUACUCCCGCCAUCUUCGCCUGCAAUUUCUAAAACACAAAACAAUAACAUAAAAUCAAAAUCAAAAUCAAAAUCAAAUCAACGACCCACUUCUCUUCUUUUCUCUCUUUCUCAACUAUGCUAUUAUUCUCACCACAUUGCAAUUAUAUAAAUAAAUAAUUAAACAACAUGCAUCGAAUCUGUUUUAGAACACGACCCCUUUUUCGUUUCCAUCAUCCUCGCAAGUACAUUUCAUCAUCUUCUUCCAAUAAACAUAUCAAUUCACAUUCACCUGAUAAAUCUCUUCAACAAAAUUCCCAAAUUACCCCUUUACCCCUUCCCAACACUCUCUCGAGAAUUUCAACUUCCUCAUUUCUCUCAAGAACCUCCGUUAUCGCUCUCUCCGCCGCCUUUGUUGCUUCCGUCGCAUUUCUCUCCUAUGAUUACGGCCGCCAACGCGAAUCCGAUCAUGCCGGAACCUUUAAUUCUAUCUACGCCAACGCGGAGCACGCCGCGCAUCGCUCCGCUGAUUAUGUCAACAGGAUUUUCCAUCACGUUAAACGAACCGGUGUCGCCGCCACGGUUUUAUGGCAGUCGCUACAUUCGGUGUUGUCGUCGGCGAAUCAAGAAGUCCGCUCCGGCUUCGAGAUUCGCGUGGCGGCUUUGCUAGCCGACAUCGCUGCUGCGAACUCCAGCCGCAGAGCAGCGAUUGUUGGUGCCGGUGGCGGCGCCGUCCUGGAUUGGCUUCUCGAUUCUGUUGCUGUUAUGAAAGACGCCGGUGGAGGUACUCAGGCGGAGGCGGCGAGAGCGCUGGCGUAUUUGAUUGCGGACCCUAAUGUUUCUCCAGCUGUGUUUGCGCGACCUCACGCCGUUCCAAAUCUUCUGAGGUUUAUCUUUUCUUGCAAGCCUCGGCGUUCCAAGAAGAAGACGCAGAAUUCAAGACGUAGUGCAUUUGAUGUUUCUGACUCUUUGAAAGGUAGGAGCAUGCUUGUGGCUGCUAUUAUGGACAUUGUUACAUCCAGCUGUGGCAAAGCAGAAGUGAUAUCUUUUAAGCCGUCGUUGCCGGGAAAUGCUGAAACUAGAGAUAUUGCUGCAGCCCUACAAGUUAUCGAGGAAGGAGGUUUGCAUUUGGACGAGCCGCCUGACGACGACGAUGAUGGUGGGACAGGCAGGAAAGGGAUUGGAAUCAAGAUACUUGAAGGUACCACUGUUUUAGGGCUUUCAAGGACCCGCAAUGCAAUGGAGUUGGAUGACGCUGAUUCUGAUGAUGAUGAACUGUUGAAGCAUGGUACACCAACAACCCUUGUGUACCAUAAGUUUGAUGAUUCGCUGGUAAAACACAAUAUGUCGUCUGUUGUUGUACCUGGUCUUUGGGAUGAUUUGCACUGUGAACAUGUUGCUGUUCCUUUUGCUACCUGGGCGUUGGCGAACUGGGCAACAGCGUCACAGUUGAAUAGAUCUCGUAUUCAGGAACUAGAUCAGGAUGGAAAUGCUGUUUUGUCUGCUUUAAUGGCACCUGAGAGAUCUGUAAAAUGGCAUGCGAGUUUGGUGGUGCGGUUGCUUUUAGAAGAUCGCGAUACACCUUUGAAUGAAUCUGUUUCUGAUUGGAGUUCCAAUCUUCUUUCUACUAUAUCUCUUGCAUGUAAGCAUGAAGAUGUUUCGUUGGCUCGGGUAGCUUUUUCUGCUUUUCUGUUAUCUGUUGAAAGGAGUCCUAGUGUUCAGAAGACAGUGAUGGAGAAGGGUCUUAGUUCGAUGAGAGACAUUGCUAAGCAGACAACUAAGCAUAAGCAGCUGCAAGAAGCAACAGCAAAGGCAUUAGAACUACUUGUUACUGGGGAUCGUCAUUUCUCUCUCGAAGAGAGUCAAAAAUGGUCAGGCAUUCUCAUUCCCUGGGUUUUUGGAACAUAUUCUUCUGAUGUUAUACGGAAUUCAGCCAUAAAAAUUCUCUCUCAGAUCCUAGAAGAUUAUGGAGCAACAUCUGUACCACUUUCCCAAGGAUGGUUGGCUAUGCUGUUAAAUGAAGUACAAAAUUCCAUCAAGAAAUCAAUUGAAAAAGCAGCCAGUCAACCCAGAAGUGAUAAAGUUAAGACUUUAAUCAAUAAUGCAAAUAUUGCUUCUGCUGCACAAGUUGCAAAUCAGCUUUCUAGUGCUGUUGUUAAUCUGGCAGCUAAACAAUUGAGAAUUGUGUCUAAUUCUGAGGACAUAAACCCACUGGCAGAUUUUCUUUCUCUGGAACCAUUAGCAGGGCCUUUUAAAAAUUUAAAAAAAGAUAGCCUGCCUAAAAUUGGGGCUGCUGAUUCUGCCUUUGCAACUCUUAAAGGUAUUAAGGCUCUGACUGAAGUUUGUGCAGAAGACUCUGAGUCUAAGGACAAGAUUGUUGAUUUUGGCAUUUUAUGUUUGCUGAGGCGCUUUUUGUUGAAUGACGAUUAUGAGAGACUGGCUGCGAUGGAGGCUUAUGAUGCAUCAUCAAGAGCACAUGAGGGGCAGGAGAGGAAACCAAAUGACGGUGAGGAACCACCUAAAUCAGAUAUAAAUGAUCCAGCUAGUGUCCGAGUUCCACCUACAGCUCAUAUCCGCAGGCAUGCUGCUCGAUUGUUGACCAUCCUCUCACUACUUCCCAGAGUCAAGAAGGUAAUAGUAGCUGAUGAAACUUGGUGCAGUUGGCUUGAUGAUUGUGCUAAUGGGAAAAUUCCGGGUUGCAGUGACCUUAAGUUGCAAAGUUAUGCCAGAGCAGCUCUGUUAAAUAUAUUUUGCAAUGACCAGAUUAAUGGAAAGUCUGACAGUGCAAGCCCUUCCAGUGGUGGUGCCGGCGGCGGCGCCAGUGUAGAGAAUAAUAAUAUGUGUCCCCGUUAUGAUGACAUGAUAUUCUUGAUAAAUUCUCAUCUUCCUCACUGGAAGUGUCUCAAUGGAACAGAUCGACAAGGAUCUUUCUCAAAAAACAUAUCUGUGGCCACAUCUCCUGAUGUUGAGGAUGGGACAAAACCCUUGAAUGAUGGUGCAUGCUUUAGUUGUUCAAUUGAUUCAACCAGACACAACCCUGAUGCAUAUUGUCCUCCACUAGAUGUGGUUUUUGUCCAUGGCCUCCGUGGUGGCCCUUACAAAACAUGGCGUAUAUCUGAGGACAAAUCCUCAACUAUGUCUACCUUGGUGGAGAAGAUUGACGAGGAAGCUGGAAAGCUCGGAACCUUUUGGCCUGGUGAAUGGCUUUCCAGUGAUUUUCCCCAUGCUCGCAUGUUUACCCUCAGAUACAAGACUAAUCUCACACAGUGGUCUGGAGCUAGCCUGCCUCUUCAGGAAGUUAGUUCUAUGCUACUGGAAAAGCUUGUUGCUGCAGGAAUUGGGAAUCGACCUGUUGUUUUUGUUACCCACAGUAUGGGGGGCUUGGUCGUGAAGCAGAUUCUUCAUACAGCAAAGGAGGAAAAAUUUGAUAAUCUUGUGAAUAAUACAAGGGGAAUAGUGUUUUAUAGUUGUCCACAUUUUGGCAGCAAACUUGCUGAUAUGCCCUGGCGAAUGGGCCUUGUACUUCGGCCUGCUCCAACGAUAGGAGAACUAAGAAGUGGGUCUUCAAGAUUGGUUGAGCUUAAUGAUUAUAUUCGUCAACUUUAUAAGAAAAGCGUACUUGAUAUCCUCAGUUUUUGUGAGACCAAGGUAACUCCAAUAGUGGAAGGUUAUGGUGGAUGGGCCUUUCGAAUGGAAAUUGUACCAAUUGAGUCAGCAUAUCCUGGAUUUGGGGAACUAGUGGUGUUGGAGUCGACAGAUCAUAUAAAUUCUUGCAAGCCAGUGAGCCGCUUAGACCCUUCUUAUACAGAGACAUUAAAGUUCUUACAGAAAUUAAAAUCAUGCUAUACCUAAGUAGAUAUGUCACAACUAUAGAUAUGUAAAUACCUCUAAAGAGCUAGGUAGGUGUUUCGGCGUGGCAUUUAUAUGUCAAAUGCACGGGAAACGUUAAUGUCCUGUGGCAUCGACUUGAUACCAUUUAGCAUAUUAGUGAAGUGCAGACUAAUAUCUUGGCUAGCCAAACUCGCAUAUCUUUCCUUUCUUCAAUCAUUCUUUCGGUGCUUCAAAUUUCGUCAGUGUUGGAGGUCCGCUGGCUCUUGGGGAUUGUUAUUAGUAUCCCUAGUACAUAAAUAGGAAACACAAUUGUAACCCAUGUAUAUUGUGUAAUUCCCCCCCUUCUCCCUUUUUUUGUUAUUUUAGGUUUUAAGCAUAUAGGUUCUGGUUUCUAUUUUGAAAGUCAUUCAAUUUCGAUUCCUAAGCAACUGCAUGAUCGGGUAGGUGGAUUUGACCAGAUUGGAAAAGGGAAGCUAUUGAUUUUAGUGGUAGCGACCCUCAUUUAUUUCUCAAUAAAAAAAAUCAUUUCUGUGGUGUUUGUAUAUAAAGGUGAUGAUUCCUCCUUUGUAUGGAUAAGUUCUACUAAAUUUAUUUUGGUAGAUGAAUGAGAACAUAGUGAGAAAAAAUGGAUCGUCAUUUCUUGCACUACCAAGUACAGGCAAUAGUUAAUCACAUCCAUUGACUUUAAA